AAGUCCCAGGAAUUCAAAGUUCACGGAAACAACACAACACAACCACCAAUCUAAUUAUCAGUGUCUCAGCCUCUUCCCAACAAACUCGGACUCCAAACACAAACAGACAAACAUGCCAACCCUCUCCAAUUGCUACACCAUGCAAGAUGCAUCCCAACACAACACCAAAGAUGAUUGCUGGAUCGUUGUCGAUGGAAAGGUAUAUGAUGUGACGCAAUAUUUGGAUGAUCAUCCUGGUGGAGAUGAUGUAAUCAUUACCGCAACAGGGAAAGAUGCAACAGAUGAUUUUGAAGAUGCUGGCCACAGCAAAAGUGCAAGAGAACUUAUGGAGCAGUAUUGUAUUGGUGAGCUUGACACAACAUCUCCAAUUUCCACCAACAAACAUUAUUCUGAAAAUUUGUUGCAGAUGAUAAAGCAUUAUUAUUUAGCUGUUCCCGUGGCCGCCGUUGGGAUUUCAGUGGUAGUUGGUUUCUUAUACUUACGUAAGAAGUAAUAUUACUCUACAACUCUACAAUUAUUAUUUUUUUGACAUUGUUGCUACUGAAAAUGAAUCAUUGCAACAAAUUUUGUAUUGCUUGAAGGAUAGAAAUUAUAAGAAUGCUGGCUUAUUUCAAAAUAAUAAGAAU
Molecule: messenger RNA, 626 nt
Organism: Gastrolobium bilobum
Lineage: Eukaryota; Viridiplantae; Streptophyta; Magnoliopsida; Fabales; Fabaceae
Product: cytochrome b5
Exons: 3
Coding region: 113-493 (126 amino acids)
Cellular component (GO): intracellular membrane-bounded organelle; membrane
Molecular function (GO): heme binding
Source: RefSeq, a predicted model, not a curated record